AGCCAUCGGCUCGAGCAGCCAAGUGCGCCGGGCCCAGCGCGAUGCCCCAUCCGCCCAAGGCGAUGGGAUCGCGGGGUGUGAGCCCUGGCAGAAAGGAGGAGGAGAGUCCGGCGAAGAAGUCCGUGCGGAUUGCGCUCAACAGCGAAAGCUCGGUACUGGGCCGACGCAGCGAAGAUGAGCCAAUUGGAAUGUUGGCGUCGCGUACCACCUCAGGUGGGAUGGAGAUGGAGCACAUCGUCCCAAUGGUGGACGCCCUGAAGACGACGCCUCGCCCGGAGCUACGUCGGGGUGCCGAAGCCUCACAGCUGCUGCAGUGCUUUGGCCGGGCGCUCUGGAGUCGCCCUCAUUUCGAGUAUAGCUUCCAGGUGACCGAGAUCGACGACUAUUGGUCCCACAGCUGGGGAGAGCGAGCUUGGAAGAAGGUCCUGGUGCUCCUGUGGCUCCACAACGGCACCAGCGCCAUGAUCUGCGGCACCUUGACGGCCGUGGCCGUGGCGCCGUUCAGCGCACUGAGUCUGCUGGGAGCCUUCGAGGCGCCCUGCGUCAGUGCGGGGCUCCUGGCCUUUUGGCUGGUGCUACUGCUGAAGCGGCCGCGGCGGACGGUGUUUCUGGACCAGGUGUGUAUCAACAAGGAGGAUGAGGAGAUGAAACAUGAAGGUCUCCUGAACCUGCAGUACUGCCUUCGGAGUUGCAAGUCGAUGCUGUUGCUCUGGGAUCUUAGUUAUGCUGAAAGCCUUUUGCCGAUCUUCGAAGUGGCUGGCUUCCUGAGGCUCCACGAGGGGGAAAAGAUCCAUUUGGACAUCCGUCCGACCAUGUUGGCGCCUUUUUUUCUGGUGAACAUCCUGGGAAACACCGCCAUUGCUUUUGUCACACUCUAUGUGACCUUCGACCACGACUGGAAGCUGUUUGUGGUGAUCGCGUGCUUCAUUCCCUACUUCAUUGCCUGUGGCCUACUCCUCCUGUUUUACUUUGCCUCGGUGCAGAGCCUCAAAGAGCAGUUGAAUCUCUUCAGCGUAGACUCGGUGCACUGCCAAUGUUGUGGUCAUGGCCAUCGAAGUCGAAGUGGACAGGCGAUCGAAUGCGAGCGGAAGAUGAUUUUUCAAAGCAUCAGCAUGUGUUUCGGCUCUCUGGAAGACUUCGAGCGUUACGUGAGCAACAAGGUCUCGCGUGCCUUUGCGCAGCGGUUAGGGAAUUUCCUUUGUCAGUAUUGGAUGGUGGUGGUCCUGGGCGCCCCGGUCUUUUGGGGUGACUUGGAUUUGCUGAGCAAUGCCUGGCGACAAGACGACCAGCUCAAGGCAGGGCUCUUGUUGGCCAUUGGCCUCAGCUGGUGGUUGGCCAUCAUCCCUGCUGCUUACGUCUUGUUCAUUGCGCUGAUUGCCAAAAGCCAGCGGAGGCAAAAGAGGAGGAUUGGCCUUGUCCCGAAACUUUGCUGGCGACUCCUACCACCCUGUGCGUUGAUUGCGCUUCUGUCAACGGCAGGGCUCUACCAGAAGUUUUGUCUCAAGUGCAUCACCAACCAAGUGCUGGGCAUCGGCAUCUUCGUGGGAACGCUGAUCUUGCCCUGUUAUUUGAUUUGGCGCGCCUCCACCAAGAACACUAGCAUGUUUGGCCCCCGCUGCGACACUGGACGCCAUGGCCUGCAUCCUGGAUGAUGCUGAGGCAGAUGACAUGGAGGAAAUACACGCAUGUAGUAGGGCAUGUUGAAUGCGCGAAGAAAACUCUAUGAAACAACCUUAUUGUAGACUGGAACCUGAUUGAAUUAAGGUUUUUCUGGAGAGCACGUUUUGUUUUGGUGGAAAGCACGCAUUUUGUAAUGGUUCGAGCAUUUUGGAGGCGUGUUCAGGUGAGCAAACGAGAGCAAACGAGAGUUCGUUGAGUAGUAUUCGAUGGCCUGUUGCACCUUGGCUGCCAGGGUUCUAAGGGUCCAAGAGCGACCCUUCAAACAGGGACCCCAGCCACGGACGGCAGACGAGCAGACUGAUCUGGAUCGGUCCUCGAUCAGUCAGAUGUAAUACAUCAGAUUACAUGGUCAAUGAAUGAUACCUGAAGAUGAUUGAUCAUGAAGAUGACACAUGAUGG
Molecule: messenger RNA, 2079 nt
Organism: Durusdinium trenchii
Lineage: Eukaryota; Dinophyceae; Suessiales; Symbiodiniaceae
Source: the annotation of a GenBank genome assembly